Messenger RNA from Nyctereutes procyonoides (raccoon dog), 2212 nucleotides. It is a transcript of the gene IL17RC, whose product is annotated as interleukin 17 receptor C. The transcript has 19 exons. Bases 28 to 2169 code for a protein of 713 amino acids. Gene Ontology annotation, molecular function: interleukin-17 receptor activity. NCBI's taxonomy places the organism in Eukaryota, Metazoa, Chordata, Mammalia, Carnivora, Canidae. The record is from RefSeq and is a predicted model, not a curated record.
GCCUUGGUGCCUCCUGGCACCUGGAAGAUGCCUGUGCCUUGGUUCCUGUUGUCCUUGGCACUGGGCCGAAGCCCCAUGGUCCUCUCUUUAGAGAAGCUUAUGGGGCCUCAGGACACUGCCCGCUGCUCUCCGGGCCUUUCCUGCCACCUCUGGGAUGGUGACGUGCUCUGCCUGCCUGGGAGCAUCGUGUCUGCCCCAGGUCCUGUGCUGGUGCCCACACGCCUGCAGACAGAACUGGUGUUGAGGUGCUACCAGGAGACUGACUGUGACCUCUGUGUGCGUGUGGCCAUCCACUUGGCUGUGCAUGGCCACUGGGAAGAGCCUAAAGAUGAGGACAAGUUUGGAAGAGCAGCUGAUCCAGAACUGGAGGAGCCUGGGAAUGCCUUUCUCCAGGCCCAAGUGGUGCUCUCCUUCCAGGCAUACCCCACUGCACGGUGCGUCCUGCUGGAGGUGCAAGUGCCUGCUGCCCUCGCGCAGCCUGGUCAGUCUGUGGGCUCUGUAGUAUUUGACUGCUUUGAGGCUGCUCUGGGGGCUGAGGUGCGAAUCUGGUCCUACACUCAGCCCAGGUACCAGAAAGAACUCAACUUCACACAGCAGUUGCCUGACUGCAAGGGGCUCGAAGUCCGGGACAGCAUCCAGAGCUGCUGGGCCCUGCCCUGGCUCAAUGUGUCUGCUGAUGGUGACGAUGUAUACCUGGUGCUGGAUGUCUCUGAGGAGCAGCACUUUGGCCUCUCCCUGUACUGGAACCAAAUCCAGGGCCCUACAAAACCCUGGUGGCACAGAAACCUGACUGGGCCACAGACCAUUACCUUGAACCACACAGACCUGUUUCCUUGCCUUUGUAUUCAGGUGUGGCCUUUAGAACCCGACUCUGUCAGGACAAGUGUCUGUCCCUUUAGGGAGGACCCUCGGGCACACCGGAACCUCUGGCGUGCAGCCCGGCUGCAGCUACUGCCCCCACGGGGCUGGCGGUUAGAUGCACCCUGCUCACUGCUUGCUGAGGCCACUCUAUGUUGGCAGGCACCAGGCGGGGGCCCCUGCCAGUCGCUGGUCCCGCCUCUGUAUCAAGCAAAUGUCACUGUAAAUAAGACACUUGAGUUGCCAUUGCUGAAUGCCCACCCCAACCUCUGUGUCCAGGUGAGCAGCAGGGAGAAGCUGCAGCUACAGGAGUGCUUGUGGGCUGACUCCCUCAGGGCCCUCAAGGAUGAUCUGCUGCUGGUAGAGACACGAGGCCUCCAGGACAACAGAUCACUCUGUGCCUUAGAACCCAGUGGCUGCACCCCACUACUCAGCAAGGCCUCCACGAGGGCAGCUCGCCUUGGAGAGCAAUUACUACAAGACCUGCAGUCAGGCCAGUGUCUGCAGCUGUGGGAAGAUGAGCUGAGAGCACUAUGGGCCUGCCCCAUGGACAAGUACGUUCACCAGCGCUGGGCCCUGGUGUGGCUGGCCUGCCUACUCUUGGCCUCUGUGCUUUUCCUUCUCUUCCUUUUCAGGAAGGACCACGUGAAAGGGUGGCUGAGGCUCUUGAAGGAGGACCUCCGCGCGGGGGCUGCCGCCACGGCCCGCGCGGCUCUGCUCCUCUACUCGGCCGAGGACUCGGGCUUUGAACGCCUGGUGGGCGCCCUGGCGUCAGCGCUGUGCCAGCUGCCGCUGCAGGUGACCGUGGACCUUUGGAGCCGUCGUGAGCUGAGCGCGCAGGGGCCCCUGGCCUGGUUCCACGCGCAGCGGCGCCAGACCCUGCAGGAGGGCGGUGUGGUGGUCCUGCUCUUCUCGCCCGGGGCCGUGGCGCUGUGCCACGAGUGGCUGCAGGGCGCGGCGUCGGCGUCCGCCCCGCACGGCCCGCACGACGCCUUCGCCGCCUCGCUCAGCUGCGUGCUGCCCGACUUCCUGCAGGGCCGGGCGCCCGGCCGCUACGUGGGGGCCUACUUCGACGGAUUGCUCCAUUCGGGUGCCGUGCCCGCCCUGUUCCGCAGCGUACCGGUCUUCUCCCUGCCCUCCCAGCUGCCCGACUUCCUGGGGACCCUGCAGGGGCCUGGCGCCCCCAGUCCCGGGCGGCUCGGGGAGAGGGCCAAGCAAGUGUCCCGGGCCCUGCAGCCCACCCUGGACCAGCUGCUUCAGGCUCUCGGAGAUCCCGGGGGCCCCGGGGGGGGCACGCGGGAUGGCACGUGAGGCGGGGGAAACGACUCGAAUAAAGGCAGACGCUAUUUUUCUA